This is a messenger RNA of Tachyglossus aculeatus (Australian echidna), 2271 nucleotides long. It is a transcript of the gene DYRK1B, whose product is annotated as dual specificity tyrosine phosphorylation regulated kinase 1B. Gene Ontology annotation, biological process: peptidyl-threonine phosphorylation; protein autophosphorylation; peptidyl-serine phosphorylation. NCBI's taxonomy places the organism in Eukaryota, Metazoa, Chordata, Mammalia, Monotremata, Tachyglossidae. The record is from RefSeq and is a predicted model, not a curated record. Gene Ontology annotation, molecular function: protein serine/threonine kinase activity; protein serine/threonine/tyrosine kinase activity; transcription coactivator activity. Gene Ontology annotation, cellular component: nucleus.
GGGCCUUCUCCCCGGAUGCCGUUGGCCCCCGGUGCCCUCCUGGGCCCCCUGCAGGCCUCCAGGCGCCCGAGGCUCCCGUCAGGAUGCAAGGCGACUCCCGGCCACCCGCCUUCCUCCGAGGGCCCCGCUGCUCCCUGCCUCUCUGACCUGGCCAUGGCCGCACCCCCAGGCCAUGGGCCUUUCUCCGGCGGGCGCCAGCUUCCGCAGGGGCUGCCGGAUGUUCAGCUGCUGCCUCGGCGACUCCCACUGUCGUUCCGGGAUGCGACGUCGGCCCCCCUGCGCAGGUUGUCCGUGGACCUCAUCAAGACGUACAAGCACAUCAACGAGGUGUAUUAUGCGAAGAAGAAGCGGCGUGCUCAGCAAGGCCCCCCCGAAGACUCCAGCACCAAGAAGGAGCGGAAGGUGUUGAACCGCGGUUACGACGACGACAACCACGACUACAUAGUUCGCAGUGGGGAGCGUUGGCUGGAGAGAUACGAGAUUGACUCGCUCAUCGGGAAAGGCUCCUUCGGACAGGUGGUCAAGGCCUACGAUCACCAGACCCAGGAGCUGGUGGCUAUCAAGAUCAUCAAGAACAAGAAGGCGUUUUUGAACCAGGCCCAGAUUGAGCUGCGGCUACUGGAGCUCAUGAACCAGCACGACACUGAGAUGAAGUACUACAUUGUGCAUCUGAAGCGUCACUUCAUGUUCCGGAGCCACCUGUGCCUGGUGUUUGAGCUGCUGUCCUACAACCUGUACGACCUCCUGCGCAACACCCACUUCCGCGGGGUGUCCCUCAGCCUGACACGCAAGCUGGCGCAGCAGCUGUGCACGGCCCUGCUCUUCCUGGCCACGCCCGAGCUCAGCAUCAUCCACUGCGACCUGAAGCCCGAGAACAUUCUGCUCUGCAACCCCAAGCGCAGUGCUAUCAAGAUUGUGGACUUUGGCAGUUCCUGCCAGCUUGGGCAGCGGAUCUACCAGUACAUCCAGAGCCGCUUCUACCGCUCUCCGGAGGUCCUGCUGGGCGCGCCCUACGACCUGGCCAUCGACAUGUGGUCUCUGGGCUGCAUCCUCGUGGAGAUGCACACAGGCGAGCCCCUCUUCAGCGGUUCCAACGAGGUGGACCAGAUGAACCGGAUCGUGGAGGUGCUGGGGCUGCCCCCUGCGCCCAUGCUGGACCAGGCUCCCAAGGCCCGGAAAUACUUUGACCGGCUGCCGGACGGGAGCUGGACUCUGCGCAGGGGCAAGGACCUCAGGAAGGAGUACCGGGGUCCGGGCAAGCGGCGGCUGCAGGAGGUGCUGGGGGUGGACUCGGGCGGCCCCGGGGGCCGGCGGGCCGGGGAGCCCGGACACAGCCCCGCCGACUACCUCAAGUUCCAGGACCUGGUGCUGCGCAUGCUGGAGUACCAGCCCGCCGCUCGCAUCAGCCCGCUGGGGGCCCUGCAGCACGGUUUCUUCCGCCCCCGCACCGCCGACGAGGCCACCAACACCGGCCCCCCCGCCCCCGCCCGCCAGGCCGGGCGCGCCUCCACCUCCACCUCCCCCGCCCCCGACACCUCCCACUCCUCCAGCACCACCAGCUCCGUCUCCAGCUCGGGUGGCUCGAGUGGCUCCUCCAAUGGGAACCGCAGCUACCGCUACAGCCAGCGCUACCGCGGGGGGCCCGGCUCCCUCUCCACCGAUUGCGACAUGCCCAGCCCCCAGGCUCCACCUCCCGUCGUGCAGUCCCAUCUCCCCCACUGGGCCGGGGGGGACACGUCGGGGACCGGGAGCGGAGCCGAGGGCGGCCCUCAGCGGCUGCCCCACAAGCCUCCUCCCGCUCCACCCUCCUUCCAUCCUGCGGCCCGCCCCGCCUACCCGCCCCGGAGUUCGCCGCCGCCGCCGCCGCCCGUCCUGAUGGAGGAAGGCCCGGCCUCGGGCUCGGCCCCGGCCUCGGCCCCGCCACCGCCUCCUCCGGCUCCUGCCCCGGCUCCCGCUCCCGCUCCUGCUCCUGCUCCUGCUCCUUCAGCAGACUGCUGUCCUCUGGCCCUGGGUCCCGGCCCGGGCCCGCCUCUCCUGCCCGGCUCUGCCUUCCGGACUCGGACCGCCGGGGGGGUCGCCCCGCGGGGGAGGGGGCCGCGGCCGCUGGCCUCCGAAGAGCCGGGCCUGCCUCACGGGCUCGGCCUCCGAGGGGUCCCCCAGAGCACGGCUGCCAGUUCCUGAUCCCCUGCCCUGGGGCCCCCGAAGCCAUACGCCCCCGUCCCCCCACGGGGCCCCCCCGGGCUCGCCCCCAACUGGAAUUGCUGCUACCCC